AAAGCUUUGUAUAUCAUCAUUCAUCAAAGUCUAUUUGAAACACUUUAGGGAGCAUGCCUUCCCUUAUUCUAUCUCGUCUAUUAAAAAGCAUUCGUCCUAUAAAUGGUCCUACCUUUAAAAAAAAAAAAAAAGAUUGUCCGACUCCGAGAUUAAUCAUAUUUUUUUAUAGAAAAAACAACAAGAAUAAAUAAUAUAAACGGAAUCAAUCUGAGGUCUUAACAUCAUCAACCAAGACUUUAACCAAUUAAAGUACUUCCUCCGUUUCAUAUUACUCGUUACACUCCUCAAUUCACGGAUUCCUCGACAAUUUUUGCAGAAGAGAGAGGUAGAGAGUAAAAAGAAAAGGGACCCUUGUGAGAAGAGAGAGAUUAUUACCUAAAAAGAAAGUGUGACAAGUAAUUUGAAACUUCCCACAAUAAAAAAAUGCAGCGAGUAUUAUAAAACCGAGGAAGUAGUUGACAUUCAUCUAUUUGCACCAACCUUAAAAAGAAAACUAAGGUACAAAACAGAAUAAGAAUAGCGCAGAUACAGUAUCACUCAGGAUACACUUUGAGAUCCUAGUAACUGCAGAAAAAGGAAAUAAAUCUUCAUCUCCAACUCUCAAACUUUAUAAAACAGUAUCAUAUGAUCUCAUUAGUAGUUUAAUACUAUCAUACUCCAAAAUUGCCUCUUCAAAAAAAUAAAAACCUAAGCCAAAACAUUCAGACACAAAUUCUUAAAUUUGUGGAAUUUCAGAGGAAAAACAGGGGGAGAAAAUAGAUGAAGAGGACGAGUUACAAGUUUGACUCGGUGUUGAUAAUGAGUCGACUCAGGUCACUUCAUCUUUUAUUGGGUCUUCUUUUUGUUUAUUUUUUCUUAAUGACUACUCAAUUUCCAGUACUUUUCCGUUUCUUAGAAAAAAACCGAACUUCAUCACGUUUCCUUCACGAAACGCCACGUCCUUCAAAAACGCCUGAUAUUCUCUCUAACAUAGUUUUCCGACAAACAAUCUCCGACAACAAAAACAGCUCUAUUUACAAAACUGCCAUGCAAGCAUGGAUCGUGGGCUCACAAUUAUGGGCCCACACGAAAGCCCAAAAGGGCCCACCGACGAAGGAAGUAUCGGCGGUGAUGACGUGUCCAGAAAAGGUGACGUUUACAGAGUCGAAGUUUAAGGGAGUUGUGAGGUUACCAUGUGGGCUGACGCUUGGGUCGCAUGUGACAGUUGUGGGCCAGCCCAGGAAGGCCCACAAAGAGAAAGAACCGACUAUAUCGUUGGGGAAAGAUGUGACGGUGUCUCAGUUUAUGGUGGAGUUGAGGAGAGAGAAAGUUGUUAGAGGGGAAGAGGCUGCUAGGUUUCUGCAUUUUAAUCCUAGGAUUAAAGGGGAUUGGAGUGAGAAGUCCGUCAUUGAGAUGAAUCACUGUUUUCGUGGUCAGUGGGGUACCGCCGUUCGUUGCGAAGGCUGGCGUUCGCCGUCCACGGAAGAGACUGUUGAUGGGCAGGUUAAAUGUGAGAAAUGGAUUUAUCAUAAUGCUAACCAGUUCGAAGAGUCGAAGACUACUUUAUGGUUGGGCAGAUUGAUGGGACAGAGGAAAAAGGUCGAAUUGGACUGGCCUUAUCCUUUUUUAGAAGAGAAGCUCUUUGUUCUUACCAUCACCACUGGCUUGGAAGGUUAUCAUAUCAAUGUCAAUGGACGGCAUAUUACCUCAUUUGCUUAUCGAAAUGGAUUUGACUUAGAAGAUCCCAUGUCGCUUCAUGUGUAUGGGGAUGUUGAUGUACAUUCUGUAUUUGCUGCUUCCUUGCCCACAUCACAUCCUAGUGUUGCUCCUGAGAGGCAUCUUGAGAUGUCACCUAAGUGGAAGACUCAACCACUUCCUAAUGCACCUGUUGAUCUUUUGAUUGGCAUAAUAUCUGCUGGAGACCAUUUUGCUGAACGUAUGGCGGUCCGUAAAUCUUGGAUGCAACAUGACUUGGUUAAAUCGUCAAUCGUUGUAGCCCGCUUCUUCGUAGCACUGCAUGAAAGAGAAACUAUAAAUGUGGAGUUGAAGAAAGAAGCUGAGUUUUUUGGUGACAUUAUCAUUGUGCCGUACCUGGACAACUAUGACCUUGUUGUUUUAAAGACUCUAGCAAUUUGUAAAUACGGGGUGCAUAUUUUGUCUGCAAAAUAUAUCAUGAAAUGCGAUGAUGAUACCUUUGUAAGGGUAGAUGCUGUGCUUGAGGAAGCACGACAAGUCAAUAGUCACAAGAGCCUCUAUGCUGGGAAAAUGAAUUACUAUCACAAGCCCCUGCGUAGUGGUAAAUGGGCGGUAUCAUAUGAGGAAUGGCCAGAUGAAACUUAUCCACCAUAUGCUGAUGGACCUGGUUAUAUUGUGUCUUCAGACAUUGCGCAUUUUAUAGUGAAAGAAUUUCAGAAGAACAGAUUGAGAUUGUUCAAGAUGGAAGAUGUGAGUAUGGGGAUGUGGGUUGAGCAGUUCAACAGCUCAAGACCAGUGGAAUAUCUGCACAACCCGUAUUUCCUCCAGUUUGGUUGCAUUGACAAUUAUUACACCGCACAUUAUCAAUCCCCAAAACAACUCAUAUGUUUGUGGGAGAGACUGCAAAGUGAAGGAAAACCGAUUUGCUGCAACCUAUAAAUUUUUUACCAGUUGGACAAAAUUUAUCCCUCCUUUACUGCUCGGAAAUUAUAGGAACUACAAAGUGGCACAAUCAGAGAGAUUUUGAAUUGUAUAUAGCUUAUACAUAGAUCCGUCUGAUGAGUUCAGAAUUAGGUGUAAACAAGGGGAGGUGGCUAGUUCCGGACAUGUAUACGAGGGAUUUUAUCUAUUUAUUUUGAGGUUCAUAUAAAUCAAUAAAAAUUCGAGAUCUGGUUCGUACA
This is a messenger RNA of Beta vulgaris subsp. vulgaris (sugar beet), 2855 nucleotides long. Its product is annotated as hydroxyproline O-galactosyltransferase GALT6. Gene Ontology annotation, molecular function: galactosyltransferase activity; carbohydrate binding. The coding region runs from base 760 to 2613 and encodes 617 amino acids. Lineage: Eukaryota; Viridiplantae; Streptophyta; Magnoliopsida; Caryophyllales; Amaranthaceae. The transcript has 7 exons. The record is from RefSeq and is a predicted model, not a curated record. Gene Ontology annotation, cellular component: Golgi membrane.